Molecule: messenger RNA, 603 nt
Organism: Aureococcus anophagefferens
Lineage: Eukaryota; Pelagophyceae; Pelagomonadales; Pelagomonadaceae
Exons: 1
Coding region: 1-603 (200 amino acids)
Biological process (GO): proton motive force-driven mitochondrial ATP synthesis
Cellular component (GO): membrane
Molecular function (GO): proton-transporting ATP synthase activity, rotational mechanism
Source: RefSeq, a predicted model, not a curated record
AUGGCGCGCAAUUUGCUCCGCGUGGCGCGGCGGUUUAGCGCGGCGCCCGAGCCGACGGCGCCCGUGAAGUUGUUCGGGAUCCACGCGCGCUACGCGUCGGCCGCGUACGUGUCGGCGGCCAAGGAGGGCGCGACGGCCAAGGUCGAGACGGAGCUCCUCGCCUUCGCCGACGCCAUCGAGAAGUCGGCGAGCCUCAAGGACUUUGUCAAGAACCCGACGAUCGCCCGCGACGAGAAGGUCGCGGCGGUGGCGAAGCUCUUCGAGGGCUCGAAGACGAGCCACUUCACGACGAACACGCUCACGGCCCUCGCCGCGAACGCGCGCCUCUCCGAGGUCGACAAGGUCAUCGACGCCUACUCGACGCUCAUGAAGGCCGAGCGCAAGGAGGUCGACGCGGUCAUCACGUCCGCGACGGAGCUCACGGCCGCGCAGACGAAGAAGAUCUCCAAGGCCCUCGAGCCCCACCUCGGCGCCGGCGAGACCGUCAAGCUGACGACGGAGGUCGACCCGGCGCUCCUCGGCGGCCUCACGGUCCAGAUCGGCGACAAGUACCUCGACCUCUCCGCCGCGACGAAGAUCGCCGCGAUCUCCCGCUCGCUCUAG